AUGGAUCCUACCAACGACCCCAAUUUCACGCCGCCCUCUCAAAACAGGGACAUCGAGCCGGCUGCACACGCUUCGCAGAUUCCUACCAAUAUCCCCAUUCAGCCAUUAGUUUUAGCCGACUUGGGCGAGAAAAUGGACGCUCCUACUUUGCACCCCUCGGUGACUCACACUGAGAAACCACUGCUGCUGUAUCACCUGAAAAUACCUCGCAGACACACGCAGUUCAACAAUUCACUGAGUGAUGAGGAAUCAUUGCCGCCGCCCACAAAAACAAUCCUUCCUCCAACAAUCAAGGUGCGACUGAGCCAGAUCGCCGACUUGGAGGAGGUACCUCAUGGAGUACAGCGCCAGGCAAAAACAUUGGAGCUGUACAACUUCCCAGUUCACAGAUUGGCAACGACUCUCUCAGAUGAACUGAAAUAUCCUUUGGUGAUCGUGGCUUGUGGGUCCUUCUCACCUAUCACAUACUUACAUUUGCGAAUGUUUGAAAUGGCGCUAGAUGCCAUUCUGGAACAGACUCGUUUCGAAAUCAUUGGUGGCUACUAUUCUCCCGUCUCGGAUAACUACAAAAAGCCAGGCUUGGCUCCCUCCCAUCACCGUGUGCGUAUGUGCGAAUUGGCUUGUGAACGUACUUCUUCAUGGCUCAUGGUAGAUGCCUGGGAGCUGUUGCAGCCUAAAUACACCCGUACUGCUCUUGUUUUGGACCAUUUCAACGAAGAAAUCAACGUCAAGAGAAAGGGAAUACAGACUAAAUCUGGUGAAAGAAGAGGCGUGAAGGUCAUGCUCUUGGCGGGCGGUGACUUGAUCGAAUCAAUGGGUGAGCCUGAUGUCUGGGCAGACUCAGACUUGCAUCAUAUUCUAGGGAAGUACGGUUGCUUGAUUGUGGAACGAACUGGUGCGGAUGUCAGAAGCUUCUUGCUCAGUCACGACAUCAUGUACGAGCAUAGACGCAACGUUUUAACCAUCAAACAACUUAUUUAUAACGAUAUCUCCUCCACGAAGAUUCGUUUAUUUAUCAGAAGGGGCAUGUCUGUUCAGUACUUGCUUCCUAAUUCGGUCAUUCGAUACAUUCAAGAGCAUAGGCUCUACAUCGAUGAAACCGAGCCAGUCAAGCAGGUUUUGAACGACAAAGGAGAUUAG
This is a messenger RNA of Australozyma saopauloensis, 1140 nucleotides long. RefSeq names its product nicotinamide-nucleotide adenylyltransferase. The record is from RefSeq and is a predicted model, not a curated record. Bases 1 to 1140 code for a protein of 379 amino acids. Lineage: Eukaryota; Fungi; Ascomycota; Pichiomycetes; Serinales; Metschnikowiaceae. The transcript has a single exon. Gene Ontology annotation, molecular function: nicotinamide-nucleotide adenylyltransferase activity; nicotinate-nucleotide adenylyltransferase activity. Gene Ontology annotation, biological process: NAD+ biosynthetic process.